CUCGUAUUGUAUAAAUUAAAACUCUAACUUGUUGCGACAUUGAAUUGUUGAAAUUUAUAACGGCGAAGCGAGCGAUCGAUCAAACUACAAUUCCGUCGAAUUUAGAUCAGCACACGCACUCAAUUUCUAUAGAAUUUUGAUUUGCGGGAAUUGGGAAAUUUAGUCAUUACAAAAAUCUAUAUAUAUAAAGAUGCUAUUCCAUUCCAUAAUCACAUUGUUCGAUAAACAGUGUUCAGUGUCGUUUGCAUACAAAUACAGUGUUAAUGAAGUAUUUAAUCAACGACGAAAUGGGUUUGACACAAUGUUGUAUUAUAAUUUUGUGCUUUGCGAGCGUCUUUUCGAAGUCUAUUAAUAUUUCAAGUUGUGGUGAGAGUGAGACACAACCCUUAAUAGAGAUCGGUAGUAAAUAUUAUCUAAUAAAUUCUGCUACUGCGAUGAAUUGGUUCAAUGCGGCGCUUUAUUGUCGCAACUAUGAUAUGGAUUUGGCCGUAAUUGAAUCGGCAGCUGAGAUGAAUGCACUGAGUUCCUAUCUAACCACGAAUGAAGGUUACGUUAGCCUUUAUUUCUGGCUUGGUGUCACCGAUUUGGCCGAAAAACGUAAAUUUAUGUCACUUAAAGACGGACGUCCAGUGCUCUAUGCUAAAUGGGUAAAGGGUCAACCAAAUGACGCUGGUCAAAAUGAGAAUUGUGUACAUCUUCAGGCUUUUGAUAAAAUAUUCUAUAUGACUGUUAAAAAUUGUAUGAGUUAUUUUCAUACCAUCUGUGAGGUGCGGCAAUCGAAGAAGACUUGUGACAUGUGGGAUUUGAAAAAAUUUAUGGAAAGAUAACACGCAACAUGCAACAUGCAACAUACAAACGGUCGAAAUUAGUCAGGUGGAAGUACCAGUUUUACAAAUAAAAUCGUUGUUACAUAAUGGUACUCUGGUUUUAAAUAUUUGUUGUUGUUGGUGUCAAGAAAGUAAAGAGAUUGAGUAAGAUUCGAUGCAAAAUUAA
Bactrocera dorsalis (oriental fruit fly) is the source of this 993-nucleotide messenger RNA. Its product is annotated as C-type lectin 37Db. The record is from RefSeq and is a predicted model, not a curated record. Lineage: Eukaryota; Metazoa; Arthropoda; Insecta; Diptera; Tephritidae. Gene Ontology annotation, molecular function: signaling receptor activity. The transcript is spliced from 3 exons. The coding region runs from base 264 to 827 and encodes 187 amino acids.